AUGGCUUCCAAUGACGCGGCCCGACAUACAAUGAAAACUCCUGAGCGGUCUGAAUACCAGGUUAAUUCAUCCAGUUUUGAUCGUGCCAGCUGCAAUGAAACCUCGGAGGAUGAUUCGCGCUCCGAACCCACCGUCGGCCAGUUCUCCUUCGCCCCCGCAACGCAAACUACAAUCGUGACAACAACCACGACGACUACAACUAGCUUUCCACCCUUGGUAAUGAAGGCACCUCGACCCCUGGACGGCCUUGACCCAAAGCAUUAUCCUCUCGCCAGCUCAGAGACUCCUCUCUCGCUAAGAGAUAUCAAAUUCAAUCUCAAUGGACAGUCGAUUGUUUUCCAUGAGUCUGACCAUGCAGCUAGUACUUUAACUGAGCAACAGGAGGCUCUCAGCGCUUCAGAUGGGGUCAUUAGGUCAGUCGCUAUAGCGAAUCCUUUACCACGUUCCGAUUCAAUCUACAGCCGGCUUCCUAGACAUGGUCAUCGCUCGCUCAAUAAUUUGAAUACAAAACGACGUCGGGUCUCUCCCGUGCCAACUGCAGAGUCUUCACAAGAUCCCAACCCUUCCCGCUCAUUUGUGCCUGAACCCUCUACCUCCCGACACCCUCGACGAACUUGUUCGAGUGCCACCAAACAUCCUUGGCACUUUCCUGACGUCGGAUUGGCGACACCAGAAACGGAAAGUGCCAAUUUUGUCCUUGACAGCGAAAUGAAUCAACCAAAGAAGGCAUCUAAGUUAGGAUUAUUCGUCGAACGCCAAUAUGAGAGUCCAUGUAUAAGUGGCGAAAACCGCCGUGGAAGCCUUGACGAUGGCGAGCAAACGUCGCCGUUACUCGAGCGCCGCUCGGGAUUGCCUUCAGAUACGUUGAUGUCGUCACUAUCGUCGAGUUCUGAUAUUGGUCCAAGGCCGGCCCGUCGCCUGCGUCCACUGGUCUCAAGAUUGGUGGCCGUUGACGGAAACAGCGCUGAAAAUUUGCCUCUGCCUAGUCCUAGGCUGUCACCUAUCGCUGCAGCUAAUGCCUCGCAACAAGAAGUAUCAUUCGAUUCAACAGAAGAUCAGACAACCGAUACGGAUUCAAACAAUGAUCUCGUCCAGAAUGAAACCAUUUCGUUGUACGAUGUUGCCAGGAAGAGCAAUUCGCGUGAAGGGGAAGCCAGGAAUGUCAUCGACUAUGCGUCGUCCUCACUGUCGCUCAUGGAUAUGCCCGUAAUGCUGAGUUACUUUGAAUCGAUACCUGAUGAGCUCAAAUCAUACGUCAUGUAUCAGCUGUUGAAACGGUGCCCAAAACAGACACUACAUGUGGUAGCUGACGUCGUCAAUCCCGCACUAAAGUGUGAUUUCUUGGCGCUGCUUCCUUUUGAACUCAGCCUCAAUAUCGUCAAAUUCCUUGAUGUGCAGUCGAUGUGCAGGGCAUCUCAAGUCUCGAAGAAAUGGAGGCAUAUUAUAAAUUCUGACGAAAAGACCUGGAAAGCUCAUUUUGAUGCCGCUGGCUUCAAUCUCCCUGAAGCGGAACUUCAACAGGCGAUCGAAGAGGGUUGGGCCUGGCAGUACUCAGGUGAUUUUGAACAGGAUUUACGUUUGUGUUCAGCCUCUGACAGCGAAUCGUUGCCCCAAACCUCCCACUCCCGCGAGACUCCCACUUUGAACGAUGCUAUAUCGGGCGGUUCACGAAAACUAAAGAGGAAAGCUGUGUCCAUUCCCCCUGGCAGGGGCUCAGCGAAGAAACAGUUGCUAAAGGACGACUCUCCUGAACAGCACGAAAUUGCUAAUUGGAUACAUAAUUUGAAAAUAGCUGAAGGGCCAUACGCGGCAGCUAAUGCGGCAGCCCUUGCUCUUCCUUAUCCAGAGAUUGGUUUACCUUCACUUCGAAGUUUGCACCUUUACAAGUCGCUUUACCAAAGACAUCACUCGAUACGCAAGAUGUGGAUGGAUCGGAACGCUAAGCCAUUGCACAUCGCCUUCCGUGCGCAUGAUCGUCAUGUUGUUACUUGCCUCCAAUUCGAUACUGAUAAAAUCCUAACCGGGAGUGACGACACCAACAUCCAUGUUUAUGACACUAAGACUGGCGCCAUCAAAUCAACCCUUGAAGGGCAUGAGGGCGGCGUUUGGGCCCUUGAAUAUCAUGGCAACACCCUUGUCUCAGGUUCUACAGACCGGUCGGUCCGCGUGUGGGACAUUGAGAAGGCAGAAUGUACCCAAACCUUUCAAGGACAUACGUCAACAGUCCGAUGUUUGAAAAUUCUAUUACCAACCGAGAUUGGUAGAAAGCCGGACGGAACUAUAGAAACAAUGCCAAAGGAGCCUCUGAUUAUUACGGGCUCGAGAGACUCAAGUCUACGUGUUUGGAGACUCCCGCAGCCUGGUGACCCGAAAUAUUUUCAGGCCGGACCGGAAGAUGAUAAUUGUCCCUACUUUAUUCGGGCAUUAAAUGGGCACACUCACUCCGUUCGCGCGAUUGCAGCCCAUGGUGAUACACUCGUGAGCGGCAGUUACGAUUGCACCGUAAGAGUGUGGAAGAUAUCCACGGGUGAAGUUGUCCAUCGAUUGGAGGGACACAGCCUUAAAGUUUAUAGUGUCGUUCUGGACCAUCAAAGGAACCGCUGCAUCAGUGGUUCAAUGGACCAUUUCGUGAAGAUUUGGUCACUUGAAACUGGAUCCCUUCUAUAUAACCUUGAAGGUCAUGCAUUACUAGUUGGCCUUCUCGACCUUCAAGCAGACAAGCUUGUAUCGGCAGCCGCUGAUUCCACGCUCAGGAUUUGGGACCCGGAAACGGGACACUGUAAAAACAUCCUAACUGCACAUACUGGUGCAAUUACUUGUUUUGAGCAUGAUGAGCAGAAAAUUAUAUCCGGCUCUGAUCGCACAUUAAAGAUGUGGAAUAUCAAAACGGGGGAAUGUUUCAAAGAUUUACUCACUGAUUUGAGCUGUGUGUGGCAAGUCCGCUUCAACGAACGAAGAUGUGUUGCCGCCGUUCAAAGAAACGGACGCACAUAUAUUGAGGUGCUUGACUUUGGUGCGUCGCGUGAUCGGGUUCCAGCAGAUCGGUUGGGCCGGAGAAUCGUGGUAGAUAGCCACGGCAAAGAAAUACCGGAAGCCAACGAACGGGCCGGUGACGGGAACGAGUAA
Uncinocarpus reesii 1704 is the source of this 3126-nucleotide messenger RNA. Its product is annotated as cell division control protein 4. The transcript has 3 exons. Gene Ontology annotation, biological process: ubiquitin recycling; proteasome-mediated ubiquitin-dependent protein catabolic process. The record is from RefSeq and is a predicted model, not a curated record. The coding region runs from base 1 to 3126 and encodes 1041 amino acids. Gene Ontology annotation, molecular function: ubiquitin binding. Gene Ontology annotation, cellular component: cytoplasm; nucleus. Lineage: Eukaryota; Fungi; Ascomycota; Eurotiomycetes; Onygenales; Onygenaceae.